AUGCUACACUGCUUAUAUAUAUGGUUUGGCAUCAUGGAAUUCAGGCUCAACUAUCAUCUUGGCACGGGAGGUGGUGGGCGCGAAACAAGAUACAGUGUCUGCCAAGUGCUUAUUGACAAUUGUGUUCCGCACGCCAUAUGGUUUGAAGAUGCUCUUGUUCACUACGACGUUCCCACUGCCGUCUUUGACCUAUAUAUUCUUGUUGAUGAUAUCGAUAUGGCUGCCAAGAUUCUUGCUAAGGUGGGGUGGCAUUUCGAUAUGCAAAUACCACAUCUCAUCGGGAAUGCGGAGGUGCAUUUGUUGGUCUUCCCUCAUAAGCGAUUGAUAUCACCGGACGACGAGACGAGAACGGUUCUCCUUCCCGCAGCAGACUGGAAGUUCCCUCUAACAUCCAACACCCAAUUGGAACUUGUGCCUUUAAAAGUUAUGCCAUCGCUCAAGGUGCCAUUUCCGCCACUGGCAGGUUUCCUGGAUGCACUGAUCGAGAGCUGGCUAGAUUGUCCUAGCAAUUAUGAGACGCUAUCACUUGUUUUGGCUUGCCAAAUAUCCUAUCUCUACGCGCAUGUCCCCGCUUUGAAACAGAAGUCAUUUGCCGAACAACUGAGAUAUGAACAUCGUCAGUUUCAUUUCGAUGUAUUGGCGGGAAUGGAAACAGGUACCAUUCCAUUUCGAAGGCAUCAGCUAGCUAUUCGUGAUGCGCUGUUACAGGGCCAGUAUGAGUUACGGGAUUGCUCCGCUUCUCGCGAUAAUAAAGAUCUGUUCAACCCCUUUGGGGGAAUCAGUUUUGAACCACUUCGGAAGGAGCAGCACGAUGAGGGUACUCAUGAAUACUACUUAGAAAAAGAUACGAGGGAGUCUCUUGCAAAGUGA
Messenger RNA from Aspergillus niger, 870 nucleotides. RefSeq lists its product as hypothetical. The transcript is spliced from 2 exons. The record is from RefSeq and is a predicted model, not a curated record. NCBI's taxonomy places the organism in Eukaryota, Fungi, Ascomycota, Eurotiomycetes, Eurotiales, Aspergillaceae. Bases 1 to 870 code for a protein of 289 amino acids.